Molecule: messenger RNA, 1329 nt
Organism: Aureobasidium uvarum
Lineage: Eukaryota; Fungi; Ascomycota; Dothideomycetes; Dothideales; Saccotheciaceae
Source: the annotation of a GenBank genome assembly
AUGCAGUCCAGUCUGUUAGCGAUCAAAACUCUGCGCAGAUUACUCGUUGCUGGCUAUGAAUUUCCGAACCGGGAGUCGGACGUGCAUCAGUUUUGGCAGCUUACCUACGCCCAAGUGGGCGCUUCCAUGAAUCUCAUCUCCGCAAAAGCAGCCACACUUCCCGAAGAGCUCGGAGUUUUGUUGGAAAAGCAUCUGCUUCAGUUGUCGAAGUUGCACCUGGAGAUGGCCAAGGCCCAUCCUGCGGCUUUUGUGCUUUUGCCAAACUCUCUUGACCUUGUUCGUUCAUAUUGGGCCCUCAUUAAGCAGUUUGGAGAGACUUUUGGCUCUAGUUUGACCGCUGGUGUGUCCAGUGGAGGUGACAGCGAGCAGAAGCCGUUCCAGGAGAAGGUCUCCCUCUCUGGUCUCAAAAUUGUGCGUGCCUGUAUCAAGAUGGUGUUCAACCCCGUUCAAUCCUUCAAGUACAAGCAUCCGCAGGACAAGGUUGAGAAGACAGAAGCAAUUGCUGCUGUCAAGGAGCACCUCUUAACAGAUGCUUUUGUGACUGAAGUCAUGGAAGUCGUUAUCACUAAGUUCUUCGUCUUCCGACAAGGCGAGCUUCAGGUAUGGGAAGAAGACCCGGAAGAGUGGGAGCAGAGUUUGGAGGGCGAGAGCGAAGGAUGGGAGUAUAGCGUUCGACCUUGCGCUGAGAAGUUGUUCUUGGACCUUGCUCUCAACUUCAGAGACUUGUUGACGCAACCGCUACUCAAUGUUUUCUACACUGUUGCAGGUAUGUCGUCAAGCGUGUCAUACGCCAUCAGAGACUCCAAAGAGCAUAUCUUACUGACAUGUCGUNNAGCGCCGGAUAACGAGGAUAUCCUUUUCAAGGACUCGGUAUACACAGCAAUUGGCUUGGCUGCUGCAAUCCUGCAACAGCAUCUCGAUUUCGAUUCUUUCUUGUCUAACACAAUCGUUGUCGAAGUGCAAAAACAAAAGCCUGGUUUCAACAUUCUGCGUCGCCGUAUUGCAAUUCUCUUGGGUCAAUGGAUUACCGUCAAGGUCUCCGCAGAAAAGAGACCCCUGGUUUACCAAAUCUUCCAGCAUCUGCUCGACCCAAGUGACUCCUGCAAUGAUCAGGUUGUCAGAAUAACCGCCGGACGACAGCUCAAGCACAUAGUGGAUGAUUGGGAGUUCAGUCCAGAGCAGUUCUUGCCUCAUGUUCAGACGACGAUGUCACAGUUGUUGAGUCUCAUCGAAGAGGUUGAAAACAUGGAGACGAAGAUGGCGUUGCUCAACACGAUUAGUGUUCUGGUUGAGCGAUUGGAACACCAUGUAAGUGUGAUUCAUACAUGA